AUGGCACCAACACUCCGCGCUCUCUUCGCCGCAACACUGGCCUUGACCACCUCCGCAAUCCCCGACCCAAGCCCAGGCCACCGCCACCACCAACACCACGCCCACCUACACUCCUCCCCCAAACGCGCCGAUGGAGGCUACACCCCCUGCACCCCCACCGGCUGGACAGACGGCAUGGCCGCCCAAUGGCAAGGCAUGAUGACGCAAGAACUCGCCGCCCUCACGCAAGAAACCCUCGCCGAAUCCCUCCACCACACCGCCGCCAACAACUACGCCCAAGCCGGCUUCACCUGCGCCGUCGACUCCGCCUUCGCCCCCUCGGACCCCUGGCAACUCAUCCUCGACUGCCCCUCGCCCAAGCCGCGAACGACCGCCAACGGGAGAACUACCCAGCCUUCGGCUCCAUGGACCUCACACCCGAGGACAUCGCCACCGUCUACGGCCCCGCCAUAUCCGCCGCGAGCGCGGAAAGUGGUGUGCCGGGGGAUGUUUUGCGGGAUGUGA
Messenger RNA from Fulvia fulva, 504 nucleotides. RefSeq lists its product as uncharacterized. Lineage: Eukaryota; Fungi; Ascomycota; Dothideomycetes; Mycosphaerellales; Mycosphaerellaceae. The coding region runs from base 1 to 504 and encodes 167 amino acids. The record is from RefSeq and is a predicted model, not a curated record. The transcript has a single exon.